Messenger RNA from Populus trichocarpa (black cottonwood), 1633 nucleotides. RefSeq lists its product as uncharacterized. NCBI's taxonomy places the organism in Eukaryota, Viridiplantae, Streptophyta, Magnoliopsida, Malpighiales, Salicaceae. Gene Ontology annotation, biological process: iron import into the mitochondrion. Gene Ontology annotation, cellular component: mitochondrial membrane. Bases 282 to 1271 code for a protein of 329 amino acids. The record is from RefSeq and is a predicted model, not a curated record. Gene Ontology annotation, molecular function: ferrous iron transmembrane transporter activity. The transcript has 2 exons.
UUUGUAAAGACUGAGGGAAAAAAAAAAGAGGACCCAAAAUCUUGGAAACCCUAAUCUGUUCAAUUGUCGGUCAAAACUUGCAAAACCAUAAAGGACAAAUCUUUCUUUUUUUUCUCUCUGAUAACCCCAAACAGAAAGCUCAACACAUGUAAGUCAGUGUGUAUGGCUAUAACCCUUACCACCCAACACCAAAAUCUAUCCCUAAACAUUAACCAUCAAAAUCUCCCUUUUUUUCACAUCACCAAUUCACUCCGUAAAACCCUGAACAAUUCUCCACCACCAUGGCCACCGACGCCGCCGCCACCAAAUUCCAAAACCCCGCUGAUUUCCGGCCCGAUUUCCACCCGGAGAAAAUAUCCUCCACAACCACCUACGAUGGCCUCCAUUUUUGGCAAUACAUGAUUUCCGGUUCAAUAGCCGGUCUUGUAGAACACAUGGCUAUGUUCCCUGUUGACACGGUCAAGACCCAUAUGCAAGCAAUCGGGUCUUGCCCGAUUAAAUCCGUAAGCGUAACUCAUGUCCUCAAUUCCCUUCUUAAAUCCGAGGGCCCUGCUGCCCUUUACCGUGGCAUUGCCGCGAUGGCUCUCGGCGCUGGUCCCGCCCAUGCUGUCCAUUUUUCAUUUUAUGAAGUCUGUAAGAAACAUCUGUCGCGAGAUAACCCAAAUAGUUCCAUUGCGCAUGCGGUUUCUGGUGUUUGUGCAACGGUUGCUAGCGAUGCGGUUUUCACACCGAUGGACAUGGUAAAGCAGAGAUUGCAAUUGGGGAGUGAUAGUGUCUAUAAGGGUGUUUGGGAUUGUGUUAAGAGGGUGGUGAGAGAAGAGGGGUUUGGUGCAUUUUAUGCUUCGUAUAGGACUACUGUUUUGAUGAAUGCACCAUUUACUGCGGUUUAUUUUACGAUUUAUGAAGCUGCGAAGAAGGGUUUGAUGGAGAUUUCGCCGGAUAGUGUGAAUGAUGAGAGGUGGGUUGUUCAUGCUACUGCGGGUGCUGCUGCUGGAGCUUUGGCCGCUGCAGUUACCACACCACUUGAUGUUGUUAAAACUCAAUUGCAGUGUCAGGGUGUUUGUGGGUGUGACAGAUUUAAAAGUGGUUCGAUUAGAGAUGUGAUUAAAGCAAUACUUGAAAAGGAUGGCUACAGAGGCCUCAUGAGAGGUUGGAUCCCAAGGAUGCUUUUCCAUUCACCUGCUGCAGCAAUCUCUUGGUCUACCUACGAAGCCUCCAAAUCUUUCUUCCAUAAACUCAAUAGUAACAGUAACAGUGACAAUGUCACUUGAAUAACCAAGGACCAAUAGGCAUUCAUUAUUCUGCAGUUGCAUCAGCAUGUACAAGUAAUGGGAUGCAUCACACGAAGGAUCACAGACAUGCACUUGUACCAUUUCUCAGGCCUUGUUGCUAGCUGUCUAUUUAACCGGUAUUACGAGUCCAAUGGAAUGUUCAGAUAGAAUGUGCUGGUGUGCAUGUAGCUGCUCCUUUAAUAAUCCUACUGCCCCUGCAAUUUUUUUCCCUUGUAAUCUUCGUUUUCAUGACCGUACAAGAUUCUUUUAUUGCAACAAAAUUUUUGACCUGUAAUCUGGAUAUUCAAGAGUUAGUUGUCCUUGUUAUAGCUUGCAGCUAUUGAGUUGGUGGAAUUCUGCUA